AUGCUAUAUCUAAAUUUCAUUGUCGCAAUACUCGCCUCGGCUAUCACUGCUCAGUUAAGUCUACCAAAUACUCCCGAUGGAGUAUUAAGUAUUGCUACAGCUCCUCCUUCCCCCGGAGAUAUAGGUCUGCCUCUCGCAUCUGAUGCAUCAUCACGCAUGGCCUCAAUAUCUAGCGAAAUCGCGGGCCACAUGUCAUCUGUUACCAGCUCACUCGCAGCUCAGGCAUCAUCGCUCAAAAGCGAAGCAUCAGGAAAUGUUAUGUCUAUAACUAGCUCGCUUGCCGCGGAGGCAUCAUCAAUAGCUUCGAAAGCGUCGAGUAUUUCUAGUGAAAUAGCCAGUAAAACUAGUGCUCUCAACAUUGGAAGUGAACCCACAAGCACAGCAACAGGUAACGCCGCAUCUCACCCAACUGGUGCUAUGGCUUUCGGGGCACUGUUUGGUGCUGGGGUGAUAGUUGUGAAUCUAUAG
Molecule: messenger RNA, 468 nt
Organism: Blumeria graminis f. sp. triticale
Lineage: Eukaryota; Fungi; Ascomycota; Leotiomycetes; Helotiales; Erysiphaceae
Source: the annotation of a GenBank genome assembly